AUGGCACACGAACUUGGUCAUGCCUAUGGCAUGAAGGAAUAUGGCGGUGCUUAUCGAUUCGGCUGGUUAAU
This is a messenger RNA of Rotaria sp. Silwood1, 71 nucleotides long. The record is from the annotation of a GenBank genome assembly. NCBI's taxonomy places the organism in Eukaryota, Metazoa, Rotifera, Eurotatoria, Philodinida, Philodinidae.